AUGGCGAUCACUGCCCAUACGCACAAUCUAUUAUCAGCGUCUUCAAAGCAUACAACUGCCACUCUACCGUUUGCCCUUCUCCGACGAACCAACCAUUCUGGUUCUUCCUUUUCCAUUCCCAGUCACGAACACUUAUCGGACCUCAUUCUAAACCAGAAAUCGCCAUCCCAAGCUCUCCAAACAUUCCAAUGGGCCUCGAAGCUUCCCGGUUUCAUUCACUCCCUCGCCACUUAUCGCGCCCUGAUCCACAAGCUCUGCACUUUCCGCCGUUUCGACGAUGUCUACCAACUGCUCGACGAAAUGCCUGCUUCCAUAGGCACUCCCCCGGACGAUUCCAUCUUCAUUACAGUCGCCCGAGGCCUUGGGCGGGCUGCCCAGAUCCACCGUGUUAUCGAAGUUCCCGACUUGGCCUCCAAGCUUCACGCCAAGCCCCCAUCUUUGAAGCUCUGCAAUUCCGUGCUUGAUGUCCUCGUGAAGCACGACAUCGAUUUGGCUCGAAAGUUCUACAGGAACAAUAUGAUGAAGCGUGGAGUCGAGGGUGAUGACUACACUUUCGGGAUUCUAAUGAAAGGUCUUUGCUUGACGAAUAGAAUUGGCGAUGGCUUCAAGCUUCUGCAGCUCAUCAAGUCUGCUGGUGCGAAUCCCAACUCGGUCGUUUACAAUACUCUGCUUCACGCCCUUUGCAAGAAUGGUAACGUUGGGAGGGCCAGGAGUCUGAUGAGUGAGAUGGAGAAACCCAAUGAUGUGACAUUCAACCUUCUCAUAUCUGCCUACUGCAAAGAGGAUAACUUAGUUCAGGCACUUGUGUUGCUGGAGAGGAGUUUCAGCUUGGGGUUUAUACCUGACAUUGUUGCAGUCACCAAGGCAGUGGAACUUCUCUGCAAUCGUGGUCGUCUUGCUGAGGCUGCCGACAUAUUGGAAAGAUUCGAGACCAAAGGAGGCACAGUUGAUCUGGUAGCGUGUAACACUUUGGUUAAGGGCCUCUGCAAAUCUGGAAAAGUGAAAGCAGCUUGUGGAUUCUUAAAGGGGAUGGAACUUAAGGGUUGCCUUCCCAAUGUUGAGACCUACAACUUGUUGAUCACUGGUUUUCUUGAUUGUAAAAUGCUGGAUUCUGCCCUCGACAUGUUUAACGAGAUGAAGGUGGCCGGGAUCGAUUGGAAUCUUGACACAUUUGAUGAACUUAUAAAAGGUUUGUUCUCUGAAGGGAGGCUCGAAGCUGGUUUCAAGAUCUUUGACCUGAUGGAAGAUAGCAAAGGAGGUUGUGGGGGUCGAAUUAGUCCUUACAACAGCGUGUUGUAUGGGUUUUACAGGAAAGAUAUGUGGGAUGAAGCUCUUGAGUUCCUGGUGAAGAUGGAGAGCCUGUUUCCGAGAGCUGUUGAAAAGAGCUUGAGGGUAUUGCGGUAUUGCGAAAAGGGUGCAGUCGAGGAUGCAAAGAUGGUUUAUGACCAAAUGGUCAAUGAAUGUGGGUUGCGUAGUGCUCUUGUGUAUGACUGCUUAAUCCAUGGAUUUUGCCAAGAGCGCAAUGUGCAGAAGGCAUUUGACAUCAUGAAUGCUAUGAUUGAACAUGAUUAUUACCCUGUUGCGUCAACUUUUAACGCUGUGAUUUGCGAGCUCUGUAGGCAGGGAAAGGAAGCUAGCGCCAUGAGGCUUCUCAGGGACAUGGCUGACCGAGGCUUUGCACCUGAUGCUGGCAGUUAUAGUCAGGUAAUCUAUGUGCUUUGUGAGAAGGGGAGUUUUCAGAAAGCUGGGAGUUUGGUUUCACAAAUGGUGGAGAGGAAGAUUGAUCCUGACUGGCAAUCUAUGCUUGUUUGGCUAAGUCGGGAUGAGGUUUGGCAGAGCAACCAUUCUACUUUGGCUGUAAAUAAUCUCACGUAG
This is a messenger RNA of Linum tenue, 1875 nucleotides long. The record is from the annotation of a GenBank genome assembly. Lineage: Eukaryota; Viridiplantae; Streptophyta; Magnoliopsida; Malpighiales; Linaceae.